UUGACACUGUGUAUAUAAUGCUUGAUGAGGGUUUCUUUAUGAUUGAGGCACCAUUAGAUUUUUUGGUUGGACUGAUCAUGAUAUACUACACUGUUGGGGUUGCUAUGUUUGCAGCACUUGGCACAUUGGCUUUUCUCUUCAUUCUAAAACUGAUUGGUUCCCGCUUACAACUUCGGUGUGAGGAAGAAUUAAGGGAAGCAGCAGAUAAGAGAAUGAAAAUAACAUCCCAAGUUUUUGCUGGGAUCAAGGCUUUAAAACUUUAUGCAUGGGAGGAAGCAUUUAAGUCCCAGAUGAACAAUAUAAGGAGAGAUGAACUAAAAGCUGUGUUCAAAUUCCAUUGUUUAAGAUUGGCUACAAGCUUUGCAUGGACUGGAGGUUUCUUUUGGCUGCCUUUCUUCACCUUUCUGACCUACAUCCUUGUUGACCAAGAAAAUUACCUUAAUGCAUCAGUGGUGUUUGUCACUAUAUCCUACCUUGGCAUAGUUCGUAGAGCAAUUACUUAUUUUGGUUACAGUUUGGACUAUGUUAUUGCUGGAUUUGUGUCAUCAAGACGUUUAAUGAACUUUUUAGAAUCAAAAGAUAUGGAGAAGCCACCAGUGGAUAAUUUUUCCUCUAAUUUAACUGAAAAUGAUGCCAUCUUUAUAUCUAAUGGAAAUUUUGGAUGGACAACAAAUUCUGAAGCUACCCUAAAAAACAUUUGUUUACAAGUCCCAAAGGGUAGUCUUGUAGCUGUUGUGGGUAUGGUAGGAAGUGGCAAGUCUUCACUUCUAUCUGCUAUCUUGGGAGAGAUGGUUGUACAUAGUGGACAUGUUAACAAACAGGGCACCAUUGGGUAUAUACCACAAGAAGCGUGGAUACAACAUAACACAUUGAGAGAAAAUAUUCUGUUUGGGUCUGAGGUGAGAGAUGAUGAGUACUCUGAAGUCAUUAAGGCAUGUGCCUUGGGACCUGACCUGGAGGUUCUUCCCUCUGGUGAUGACACAGAAAUUGGAGAAAAUGGCAUAAAUUUGAGUGGAGGUCAGAAGCAGAGGGUCAGCCUGGCCAGAGCUGUGUACCACAAGAGUGAUAUCUACCUUCUAGAUGACCCACUCAGUGCUGUAGACAGUCAUGUAGGCAGGCACAUAUUUGAUCAUGUGAUUGGUAAAAAUGGACUUCUAAAAAAUAAGACAAGAGUUCUAGUAACUCAUGGAUUGCAAUGGUUGCCAGAAGUUGACAGAGUGUUUGUCAUGACAGAUGGGCAGUGUACAGAACAGGGAUCAUUUGAAGAACUCAUGUCACAUAAUGGCCCCUUUUCUCAGUUCUUGUCUCAGUAUCUCUCUCAACAACAGGCACAAACAGAGAGGGUUAAAAUCAGGGAUGUAAAUGUAAACUUGAAAGAUGAAGAAGAAUCAGUCUCUAUUAUUGAACUUGAAAAUGAAGAAGCUAGAAAAGAUAUCAUUAAAAGGCUUGUCUCAAGUGAUACUAUCAAAGAAAAUGACCUUGAACUUAAAAAGCAUUUUGAAGACAACAAGCAAACCACGUUUGUAAAACAACUGAGUAUGAAAGCUGUGGAAGCUGAAGAAUUUGAUGUGUCAUCUAAACUAAUCCAGGAGGAAGAGAUUGCAAGUGGCAGGGUCAGCUGGUCAGUGUACACAUCAUUCUGGAAGUCCAUGGGCUAUUUUUCUAUUUCUGUAAUGAGUCUGCUGUUCCUCUCCUGUUUUGUUUUUGAACUGGUGGCUGGAUUUUGGUUAUCCUACUGGGUGGACAGCCCACUACUCAACAAUCAUUCUCUACCUGCUCAUAGUCCAGAGAGGCAUGCUGAGAAUAUCUAUUAUGUGUCUAUUUAUAGCAUAUGGGGCAUACUAGAGACUGUAGCGGUGAUUAUAUUUACCAUAAUAAAAUCAUUUCGACAUAGACAUGUAGCAAGAAAAACUUAUGAGCUGUUAAUCAACAGCAUUUUGACUAGUCCAAUUCAAUUCUUUGAUACCACACCAAUUGGAAGAAUCUUGUCAAGAAUCUCAAGUGAUAUGGGUGUAGUAGACCUGACUCUGAUAUUAUGGAUGGAAAUCUGGCUUCAUUCAAUCUUUUCUAUUUUCUGUAUGAUUGUUGCUAUCAUUAUCAAUAUGCCAGUAUACCUUGCUGUAAUAAUUCCCGUUGUGCUCUUAUUUUACUUUAUUGAGAAACUUUAUUUGCCAACAUCGUGCCAGUUACGAAGGUUGGAGAGAAAGGGGUUGUCACCCAUCCUAAGUCACACAAGUGAAUCCUUUGCUGGUAGGAGUGUUAUAUGUGCUUUUAGAGAAGAGGAAAGAUUCAUCAAGGAAUCUGAGGAGAAGGUGGACUUUUUCCAGCAGAAAACUUACACAAGUAUGGCUUGUGAAAGAUGGCUAUCAAUUCGUUUGGGUGUUAUAAGUGAUGUCUUAGUUUUGAUUGCUGGGAUACUCUGUGUGGCUUAUCAUGAUCAACUUUCUCCUGGGCUCAUUGGUCUUUCAAUGAGCAUGGCAUUAACAGUAACAGGAAAUAUGCAGCUGCAAGUAAGAGUAGCAAGUCUUCUUGAGAUGGAUAUUGUUUCUGUUGAGAGAAUUCUUCAAUACAUUAAUUUACCAUCUGAAGCACCUCGCCAUUUGCCAUGCCCUGGUUACACCCAGCAAUGGCCUCAGACAGGAGAUAUAAUCUUUAAAGAUGUUUGUGUACAAUACAGAAAGGGGUUGGAUUUGGUUCUUAAGAAAAUAAGUUUUCAUGUUCAAGAUGGUGAAAAGGUAGGAAUUGUAGGGAGAACAGGUGCUGGAAAAUCAUCCCUUCUCUUAACUCUGUUUCGAUUGGUCGAGCCCUGUGAUGGACAAAUCUUUAUUGAUGGUUUGGAUAUUAGUAAACUUGGUCUCUAUGAUCUCAGACAGAAGUUAACUAUUUUACCUCAGGACCCAGUGUUGUUUACUGGUACUCUGAGGACCAACUUAGACCCUUUUGAUGAAUUUCAAGAAAAAGAAAUAUGGACAUCACUAGAACAUUGUCAUCUCAAAUCUUUUGUGAAGAACUUACCAGAAGGGCUGGACUAUGAAGUUGGGGAAGGAGGUACAAAUUUGAGUAUUGGCCAAAGACAGCUUGUAUGUUUGGGGAGGGCGUUGCUAAGGAAAACAAAAAUCUUGGUGCUGGAUGAAGCCACAGCAGCUGUGGAUGUAGAGACAGAUGAACUGAUUCAAAAGACAAUCAGGUCUGAGUUCCAGGGCUGUACUGUGUUAACCAUUGCACAUAGGCUCAACACUGUCAUGGAUUACGACAGAAUUUUGGUUCUAGACAAGGGGAGAGUAUCAGAGUUUGAUUCCCCAGCUGUUUUACUGAAUGAUGUCAACUCUUUGUUUUACAAGAUGUCAGCAGAGUCACAAGCAUUGAGAUUAAAAAAUUCUUAGGCACAAGCUUCUUCUCU
Molecule: messenger RNA, 3400 nt
Organism: Physella acuta
Lineage: Eukaryota; Metazoa; Mollusca; Gastropoda; Physidae
Product: multidrug resistance-associated protein 1
Biological process (GO): transmembrane transport
Cellular component (GO): membrane
Molecular function (GO): ATP hydrolysis activity; ATP binding; ABC-type transporter activity
Source: RefSeq, a predicted model, not a curated record